This is a messenger RNA of Melopsittacus undulatus (budgerigar), 3785 nucleotides long. It is a transcript of the gene HNRNPA2B1, whose product is annotated as heterogeneous nuclear ribonucleoprotein A2/B1. Gene Ontology annotation, biological process: mRNA splicing, via spliceosome; mRNA transport. Gene Ontology annotation, molecular function: single-stranded telomeric DNA binding; mRNA 3'-UTR binding. Lineage: Eukaryota; Metazoa; Chordata; Aves; Psittaciformes; Psittaculidae. The transcript is spliced from 11 exons. Bases 230 to 1288 code for a protein of 352 amino acids. The record is from RefSeq and is a predicted model, not a curated record. Gene Ontology annotation, cellular component: catalytic step 2 spliceosome.
GGGAGCGGCGGGGCGGCGGCGCGGCGCAGCGCAGGGCGGGCGCGGCGGGUGGCGGGGCUGGGCUGGCCGAGCACUGCGCGCCGGCGGCUGACGGGGCAGAGCGCACGACGCCGCCUACGCGCGAGCUGCAACCUCCUACCGUCGUCGCCGCCAGCACAGGAGGGGGGCCAAGACGUCUCUCCAACGGGGGGCUAGCGCAGGACCGCGUCAGGCGUCCAAAAGAAGGAAGAUGCCUCGCGGCGACAGAGAAAGUGACUGGAGGGAAAAGGAGCAGUUCCGCAAACUGUUCAUUGGCGGCUUAAGCUUUGAAACAACGGAGGAAAGCUUGAGGAGUUACUACGAGCAAUGGGGAAAGCUUACAGACUGCGUGGUAAUGAGGGAUCCUGCAAGCAAAAGAUCAAGAGGGUUUGGUUUUGUAACAUUCUCCUCCAUGGCUGAAGUUGAUGCAGCCAUGGCUGCAAGACCUCACACAAUUGAUGGAAGGGUGGUUGAGCCUAAGAGAGCUGUGGCUAGAGAGGAAUCUGGAAAACCUGGUGCUCAUGUUACUGUGAAAAAACUGUUCGUUGGUGGUAUUAAAGAGGACACUGAAGAGCACCACCUUCGUGACUACUUCGAGGAAUACGGAAAAAUUGACACUAUUGAAAUCAUUACUGACAGACAGUCUGGUAAAAAGAGAGGGUUUGGAUUUGUUACAUUUGAUGACCAUGAUCCAGUUGAUAAAAUUGUGUUGCAGAAGUAUCACACCAUCAAUGGCCAUAACGCAGAAGUAAGGAAAGCUCUCUCUAGACAGGAAAUGCAAGAAGUUCAAAAUUCUAGGAGUGGGAGAGGAGGGAACUUCGGUUUUAGUGAUGCACGUGGAGGUGGUGGCAACUUUGGUCCAGGGCCUGGCAGCAAUUUCAGAGGGGGAGCCGGUAAGACAGAUGGAUAUGGAAGUGGCCGUGGAUUUGGUGAUGGGUAUAAUGGAUAUGGUGGAGGACCUGGAGGUGGCAACUUUGGUGGCAGUCCUGGUUAUGGAGGAGGAAGAGGAGGAUAUGGUGGAGGAGGACCUGGAUAUGGCAACCAGGGUGGGGGCUAUGGAGGUGGUUAUGACAACUAUGGAGGAGGCAAUUAUGGAAGUGGAAACUAUAAUGAUUUUGGAAACUACAACCAACAACCUGCAAACUAUGGUCCAAUGAAAAGUGGAAGUUUUGGUGGAAGCAGGAACAUGGGGGGACCAUAUGGUGGAGGAAACUAUGGUCCCGGGGGCAGUGGAGGAAGUGGUGGAUAUGGAGGGAGGAGCCGUUACUGAGUUUCUGCAAGCAUGCCAUGGGCUUCACUGUAUAAAUAGGAGAGGAUGAGAGCCCAGAGGUAACAGAACAGCUUCAGGUUAUCGAAAUAACAUUGUUAAGGAAACACUUAUCUCAGUCAUGCAUAAAUAUGCAGUGAUAUGGCAGAAGACACCAGAGCAGAUGCAGAGAGCCAUUUUGUGAAUGGAUUUGGAUUAUUUAAUAACAUUACCUUACUGUGGAGGAAGGAUUGUAAAAAUGCCUUUGAGACAGUUUCUUAGCUUUUUAAUUGUUGUUUCUUUCUAGUGGUCUUUGUAAGUGUAGAAGCAUUCCUUUGAUAAUGUUAAAUUUGUAAGUUUCAGGUGACAUGUGAAACCUUUUUUAAGAUUUUUCUCAAAGUUUUGAAAAGCUAUUAGCCAGGAUCAUGGUGUAAUAAGACAUAACGUUUUCCUUUUAAAAUUUAAGUGCGUGUGUAGAGUUAAGAAGCUGUUGUACAUUUAUGAUUUAAUAAAAUAAUUCUAAAGGAAAUAUUGUGUAAUUUUAGAUUUUUUUUUUAAUAUUGUAAAAUAAGGCAAGGAGUGGGUAGUAUAAGGUCCCACAAAUAAUAUAAAGCUAUUGUUGUACAUGUAAAAUUAAAUGUUGGUCAGAAAAAAAAGUAUGUUGUCUGUAAAUGAUCAGGUUUAAAGUAUCUAGAUAACUUAAGGGAUAUCUCUGCAAGGAGAAACACCUUUUUAGAUCUUUUAGAUGCUGCUUCUUCCAUGGCAAGGAAAGGAAAUAUCCCCAGCGAGGUACUCUUCCAGGGACACAGGUCUAGUACAAGAGAACUCUUGAAAACGUCACUAAGUUCAGCCAGUCUUAAAAAGCUGUGCUGUAUUUCUACAAAGCUUUAACUGCAGUAGUUUAUAAGGAUGCCAACGAAGGCUGAGGGUGUAGAGCAAAAUAGUUCUAAGCUUCAGUUAAACUUCUUUAGGUAAGAUCUUAUUUACUUUUCUUUUCUUAAUGUUCCAAAACUGAGAAACUAAUAUUGUAUUACAGUAUAUUCUGUCAGUAUAGUGAUUAUUGUUAUGUAGUUUAACAUAGCAAUGAAUUGAGUUAACAAUUACCAAUUGAAAAGAAAUUUGUGAAUCCUGUUUUCUUGUAUUAAAUUUUUUACAAACAAAUUUUUGUUAAUUUCAGCUACUUAACAUAUUUUUUUCCUACUGGAAUCUAGCUAUGAUAUGAACCCUGGACAAGCAUAGACUGCUGCCACUGUACACUGCUACAGUUGAACAAAUGAGACCUGCAAGUGUCCAUUAGUAAAGCUUUGCAAGGGUUCCAUCCCUGGUGUUGAUAGUUAAAAUGGUAGGUCACAAGUUAAUUAAAUCAUACAACUUUAUUUUUGCAUCCUGCAACGUUUUAUUUUUUCUUGGGAGUCUAUGCAUUAUGGUGCUUGCCAGGUAAUGCGGUGAUGGUAGUUCUGCUGUUGAAAAUGAACUGUGUUGUUAUGUCUCUUUGUCUACUGAAAUCUAUUUUGUAUAACACGUUUCAUCCUGAAGGUUCCCAAGUAGCUGUAGACUGUUUACGUGUAAGGAAAAAAAUUGCACCACAGAAUACAUCUGCCUCUAUGAAGGAAUGUGUCGUCCAUUCUUUUAACAACUGCAUAAGCAGUUCUUUAGGAGGGGAAGUGAAAACUUCAAAUGAAACUGCAGGUGGUAUUUCAUAAGUGUAUAAUUGUGUAAAUUGGGAAUUGGCUAGAAUGUUGAGGUUUCCACCAUUUUUUAUAGUUCUUGCAGCUAAUAAACCUUAGUGCCAAAUUCAGUCAGCCUUAAUCUCACUGCAUUGAGUGUCUGCACCUCAAAUUAAUGAAAAUUCAUCAAUAACAAGUUACUCGGAGUAAGGGUGGCAUACUCGACUAUGUUUGGGUUUUACAUAAAAAUCAAUAAAACCCACUCCAAAAGGCAAUCGAAAAGAUGCCCUUUUUUCCAAGUUCCAUUGCCUUUAAAAGGCUUUCUACUGAAGAACAUGGACUCAGGUAAUAAAAAAAGUCCUGUUCCUUUGUGUUAGACACACCAGUGAACUGCUUAUACUUUGAAAAAGCAAACAAAAAAAAAAAAGGCUGAAGUUUCCCUACUGGUAAUUUGGUUUAGACAUAUGUGAUAAACAUCUUCAGAUACACUUUUUUUUUCUUUGGCAGGAAGGUGCCAUGCUGCAGGUAACUAAUGAAGAAGUGGUCAACCACAGAAACGCUUCAAGAAAUAAGAAAUUCUGUACCAUCAGAAAAUAGUUGUUUUUGCUGCCUUCAUUAAAAAAUCUAGAGGUUAAAUGAGUACUGAUAAAAGAUCACAAUUAGUACAGCUCCCUGUGAUGCUGCUUUUUUUAAAUUAUAGUCAUAAUGUCUUGUAAACCUUUCAAAUAAAAUUCAGAUUUGGUAGGAGAAACAAAUCACUAAUGUUAAAACAGCAAACGUUCUGUGAGUAGAAAGUUUAACUACAUAUUUUUAUAACUUUCAUAGCUUUAAAAUAAAGUAUUUUUAUACCAAAA